AUGGAACAUUGUGGAGCUGUAAAAAUCAUCAGAGGCAUUCACACAAGAUAUCCAACAACAACAAAAUGUGAAGAGUCACCACUCAUUGCAACAAACGAAGUUAUGUCCAUGGAUAGACAUAAACAAAAUAGGCCAAUAUUAAUUGAAUCAACUAGCCUAGGUUUACAGUCGCGGAUUCUGCCUCUCUUUACAAUCACUACAAGUGCGAAAAGAAUUAACAUACAAAUGCCAAUCAUUCUAGAGAAACACAAAGUGAGGAACAAUGUAUCAACCUCAGUCUCAUGA
Messenger RNA from Dovyalis caffra, 285 nucleotides. The record is from the annotation of a GenBank genome assembly. Lineage: Eukaryota; Viridiplantae; Streptophyta; Magnoliopsida; Malpighiales; Salicaceae.